Zootoca vivipara (common lizard) is the source of this 1719-nucleotide messenger RNA. RefSeq names its product organic solute carrier partner 1 (gene OSCP1). The record is from RefSeq and is a predicted model, not a curated record. Gene Ontology annotation, cellular component: cytoplasm; plasma membrane. NCBI's taxonomy places the organism in Eukaryota, Metazoa, Chordata, Lepidosauria, Squamata, Lacertidae. Gene Ontology annotation, biological process: transport.
GGUGGCGUUGUCCAGGCAACGGGGCCGCUGCCGUCGUAGCAGCAGCCGCAACCAGAGUCGCAGCCACAGCUUGUCUCCUGGACGGAAGCCCGGCCGAGUGCGGGUCCUGCGGCCAUGUCGCUGAGGACGCUGCCGUUGCUCGUCCUCAACCUGGGCGGGGAGAUGCUCUACAUCGUGGACCAGCGGCUGCGCGCGCAAAGCAUCCCGGGAGACAAGGCGCGCCAAGUUAUGAAUGACAUCAUAGGGGGUAUAUUCAAUAAAAAGUUUAUGGACGAGCUGUUUAAGCCACAGGAGCUCUAUUCCAGGAAGGCCCUGAGGACAGUUUUUGAGCGUCUGGUUCAUGCCUCAAUCAUGAGACUGAAUGCACCCAGUAUGGAUAAGCUCUACGAUCUAAUGACCAUGGCAUUCAAGUACCAAGUUCUACUCUGCCCUCGGCCCAAAGACAUUUUACUCAUCACUUUCAACCACCUGGAUGCUAUCAAAGAUUUCAUUUACGAAGCACCCAAAACUCUGGCUCAGGUUGAUGCAACCUUUAGGAAACUCAUUGAUACAUACGGCUCUCUCUCUGCUGGCGAACUUCAGCUCAUCCGGCAGACAUUGCUCAUCUUCUUCCAGGACAUACACAUCAGGGUUUCCAUCCUACUCAAAGAUAAAGUACAGAACUCAAAUGGCCAUUUUGUACUGCCAACCUCUGGUCCAGUUCCCUGGGGAACAGAGGUUCCAGGGCUCAUCAGACUUUUCAACAGUAAAGGGGAUGAGAUUAAGAGGACUGAGUUCGUCAGUGGUGGAAAUUACCACCUUCCAUAUCGAGAAGGCUCAUUCGACCUCUAUGGAGACAGAGUAAUCAAAUUGGGAACAAACAUAUACAGCAUCAGCCGGCCUGUAGAGACAGACAUGUCGGGGGCAGCCAAAAAUUUGGCAUCUCAUGUAAAGGAGACCACUGCUCCAAACCCUCUGGCUAAAGAAGAGCUGAACUUCUUGGCCAGACUCAUGGGAAGCCUGGACAUCAAGAAGCCCCUUGGCAACGAGGCUGGUUUCCGGCUGAAUCUCUUCACCACAGAUGAGGAGGAAGAACAUGCUGCACUGACCCGCCCAGAGGAAUUAUUGUAUCAAGUUAUCAACAUACAAGCAGACAAGGACCCUCAACGGAAUGAGGAGCUGGCUCGCAUCAUGGGAGAGUUCGAUGUCGCAGAAGAACCAAAGGAGAGGAUCAGCAAGGGUGCUGACUUGUUGGCAAUGAUGGAUGAGCUGGAUGCUGAGCAUGAAUGCAAGUCUCUCCCAUCUUGAGGAGGAGAGCACCUGGCAUCAACCUGCUGUAGAACAGAGCAGUUACCAAGGCCAUCCAUUUUUGUUGGGUCAGUAAGGCUGGAUGUUGCUUAGAUGUGUUUGACCAAUUCUGUCUCUGGCUUUGGUGAAAUGGGUGAUGGUCAAAUAGCAGCUUCAUUCCUGUGCUAAUAAGGACCUAGAUUGUGCCUUCCAGGGUUAGAAGCUGGAGCAUCUGGAAAGAAAGUGGGCAUUUAUGUCCUGUGUGCAUACACAGAUUCCCUCUAUAGGCUUCCUAAUCCAAGGUCCAAACUGUGUUAUACCACUAGUUAAGUUUGUGAGUGUGUUAUAAGACAAGCAGAAAGACCAGUUCCUUCAUUUUGUUUAUGGGGACCAAGUUUUCAAUGGUGUUGCAACCAAGGUCUUUUUAGCUGCAGCAAUAAAGACCAGAAACAA